CCACCGUCGACCAGAGCUUUCACAUACAUAACUCGAUAAUGAGUGCAGCAAGUAUAAACGGAAAGUGCGCCAUCCGCGAGGUUGCGGCGGAUGUUUGGACAUUCUCGUGUCCAUUCUCACGGUUUGGCGUGGUUCCGUUAGGGGGGCGGUCGACUGCAAUUAAGAUGCGGGACGGAGGUGUUUGGCUCUUGGCAUCCACACCGCUCACGGACGAGACCAAAACCAAGCUUGAUGAACUUGGACCGGUGAAGUGGAUCGUCGGUGCAGACGCUGUCCAUCACCUCUACCUUGGCGAUUUCAAGAAGCAAUAUCCAAAUGCAAAGAUCGUUGCGGUCAAGGAGGCAAUUGAUAAGAAGGCCAAGGAAGGCUUGGAAUACCAUGGAGCUUGGGGUGCAGACAGCCCCGAUACCCAAUAUGGCUUUGAAGAGGAGAUCAAGCAUUGUUAUUUUUCUGGAUUCAAGAACAAAGAUGUCGCCUUCUACCAUCCUGCGUCCAAGACUAUGUUGGAAGCAGACCUCCUGUUUAACCUUCCACCUACCGAGCAGUACUCCAACACAGGCUCCUCUGGGCGCAUCCCAGUCAUUGGAACACUGAAUCCAUACAUGUGGCUUCACAAGCGGAUCGUAUGGAGCCUCGGUGUGGACAAAGAGGCUAUGAAGCGCGAUGUCAGGACAGUCGCGAACUGGGACUUCGACCGCAUCAUACCAUGCCAUGGUGACGUCAUUGAGAAGGAUGGAAAUGCCGCUUGGCGAGAAGCAUAUAAGUGGUAUCUGGACUAGGCUAGCAUGGCCCUUUUUCUUGGACAUAAUUCGCCGUCUUCGCGUGUAAUUUGUAUCAUCGAUGUACACCCUCGGUGUACGACCGACGUGUUCAAUUAGGGAAUCAUGCUAAUUGGAAGUUAGUGGACACUGC
Messenger RNA from Postia placenta MAD-698-R-SB12, 912 nucleotides. RefSeq lists its product as hypothetical. NCBI's taxonomy places the organism in Eukaryota, Fungi, Basidiomycota, Agaricomycetes, Polyporales, Adustoporiaceae. The coding region runs from base 39 to 779 and encodes 246 amino acids. The transcript is spliced from 11 exons. The record is from RefSeq and is a predicted model, not a curated record.